Messenger RNA from Chroicocephalus ridibundus (black-headed gull), 904 nucleotides. It is a transcript of the gene CKS2, whose product is annotated as CDC28 protein kinase regulatory subunit 2. Lineage: Eukaryota; Metazoa; Chordata; Aves; Charadriiformes; Laridae. Gene Ontology annotation, cellular component: SCF ubiquitin ligase complex; cyclin-dependent protein kinase holoenzyme complex. Gene Ontology annotation, biological process: regulation of mitotic cell cycle. The record is from RefSeq and is a predicted model, not a curated record. Bases 255 to 494 code for a protein of 79 amino acids. The transcript has 3 exons. Gene Ontology annotation, molecular function: protein kinase binding; ubiquitin binding; cyclin-dependent protein serine/threonine kinase activator activity.
CGCCGAGCCCCGCCGCUCUCCCAACCACCACCCCCUUACGCAAGGCUCCCCUGCAGCUCCCAGGGAUCGGGUGGGAAGGCGACCACCCGAGUCACGUGGCGGCGCGGCGGGCGCGGCACACCAUUGGCUGGCCCGGAAAGACCAAUGAGAGUUGGGCUCUUGGAUUCAAACCGAGGGCGGCGCGGAAGCGGGCAGUUAGUCUGUGGGGACGCCUGUGAGGAGAGCUGUGCCUGCUGUUUGUGCUGCCGCCCGACAUGGCCCAGAAGCAAAUCUACUAUUCUGACAAGUACUUUGAUGAGCAGUACGAGUACCGACAUGUGAUGCUGCCAAGAGAACUUUCAAAACAAGUCCCAAAAUCCCAUCUAAUGUCUGAAGAGGAGUGGAGAAGACUUGGUGUUCAGCAAAGUCUUGGCUGGGUUCACUACAUGAUCCAUGAGCCAGAACCGCAUAUUCUUCUCUUCCGAAGACCUCUUCCAAAGGAUAUGCAGAAAUGAACCAUUGUCUAUAAAUCUUCUGGAACUAUGUAUAUGAGUGUAUAUAUGUUGGUAGUAUUCAGUGAAUACUUUAAAAUGUACAAAACUUACAUCCAUACCUGUGCAUGAGCUGUAUUAUUCACAGCAACAAAGCUCAGUCAAAUGCAAUUCCAAGUAGGCUGCUAUGGUGUUCAAAGAGUGAUGAACUUAUCUUUUAUACUGUUAAUGUAAGUGCCUAUGUGACUUUUCAGUGAAUUCUGUUUAUUAGAAGUUACAUAUUGCAUGGUCUGACUAUGUGAUCACUUCUUACCUGUGUUCAAUAACUUUUGCGCUCAACUUUUCUGCUGAAGUGUAUAGCAUGUUCAAAUUCAAUGGCUCACCUCUUUUGUAGUAGGCAUAAAGAAAUAAACUGGUUUAAAUGAUCUCUAAAA